Molecule: messenger RNA, 1205 nt
Organism: Camelus dromedarius (Arabian camel)
Lineage: Eukaryota; Metazoa; Chordata; Mammalia; Artiodactyla; Camelidae
Product: immunoglobulin lambda-like polypeptide 5
Exons: 5
Coding region: 120-1190 (356 amino acids)
Source: RefSeq, a predicted model, not a curated record
CCAGGAGCUGAGUACGAAAUUGCCCCACCCCUGGGAGGCAGAGGAGGGUGCUGGCCCAGCCCUGUGAGGGCCCUGGAGCCGUGGUGCCCGCAGGUGGCAGAGCUCUGCACGGCUGCAUCAUGUUCUGGGCUCCUGUCCUGCUGGUGCUCCUGGCCCACUGCACAGGUUGUGGCCCUCAGCCGGUGCUGAAUCAGCCACCGUCUGUGUCCUCGCCCCUCGGAACCACCGUCCGCCUGGCCUGCACCCUAAGCGGUGACCUUGAUGUCGGCAUGUACAACAUCUACUGGUACCAGCAGACGCCUGGCCACCCGCCACGGUUCCUGCUGAGAUACUUCUCCCACUCAGACAAGAGCCAGGGCCACAAGGUCCCUCCUCGCUUCUCUGGAUCCAAAGACAUGGUCAAGAACACGGGCUAUUUGAGCAUCUCUGAGCUUCAGCCAGAGGACGAGGCUGUGUAUUACUGUGCUGUGGGGGCCCAGAGCCUGGAGCGGGAGAUGGAGAGGAAGGAAGAAAGGGAGCCUGCUGCUCCGGGGCCCCUGGCACCCCAGGACACACUUACCUUGAACUGGCGAAUGAGACCCAGGACAGGCCAGCUGGGCCAUGACAUCCCCAGGGGGCAGCACUGGCCUCUAAUCCUGCUAGGCCUGGCAGUGGGUGCCCAUGGCCUGCUGCCCUCGACAGCGGCACCGCCGAACAGGGCUCCCCGCACGGAGGCCUCAGCAGAGAGCAGCCCUUGGAGCAGGUGGGACAGGUCACCAUUGCAGCCCGGUCCCCGGGGGGCAGGCCCCAGGUGCUGGCCCGGCAGAUUUUGGUCUGAGCCUCAGUCACUGUGGUAUGUCUUCGGCAGCGGGACCCAUCUCACCGUCCUAGGUCAGCCCAAGUCCGCACCCUUGGUCACUCUGUUCCCGCCGUCCUCUGAGGAGCUCAAAGCCAACAAGGCCACCCUGGUGUGUCUGAUCAGUGACUUCUACCCGGGCAACGUGACGGUGGCCUGGAAGCAAGAUGGCACCACCGUCACGCAGGGCGUGGAGACCACCAAGCCCUCGAAGCAGAGCAACAACAAGUACGCGGCCAGCAGCUACCUGACCCUGUCGCCCAGCACGUGGAAGUCUCACCGCAGCUACAGCUGUCGGGUCACGCACGAGGCGGGCACCGUGGAGAAGAGAAUGGUCCCUGCAGAAUGUCCUUAGGUCCCUGAGCCUCCC